Columba livia (rock pigeon) is the source of this 9050-nucleotide messenger RNA. RefSeq names its product phospholipase A2 receptor 1 (gene PLA2R1). Gene Ontology annotation, molecular function: signaling receptor activity. Gene Ontology annotation, cellular component: plasma membrane; signaling receptor complex. Bases 2144 to 6322 code for a protein of 1392 amino acids. The record is from RefSeq and is a predicted model, not a curated record. NCBI's taxonomy places the organism in Eukaryota, Metazoa, Chordata, Aves, Columbiformes, Columbidae. The transcript is spliced from 30 exons.
GAGCCGGGGACUCCGCGGCGGGUCGGGGGCGCCUUUGGUCGGGCAGCGGCGGCGUCCCCGCUCCGCACCGGGCUGACUCGUUCGCCCCCGGGCCGCUCCCCAGCUCCGUCCCUCCGUGCGGGGCUUGCAGCGGGGAGGAAGCCCGUUGGCCUCCCGCUUCGGAGUGCUGUCCGUGCUCUCUGCUGAACCCCGGCGGCUCUGGGCACUGCGGGCGGCCGGGCCCUGUCAAGGCGCGGCCGAGUUUCUUACCGGGGUUAGCUCGACCGCAGCCAGGGGAUUUGGAUAGGGUGAAGGUCUCGUUCUGCACAGGAGUGAGGAGUUUGGGAGGCGUGACUGGCCGGGACGGGCACUGAACCCAUGUGAACCUGCCCCUCUGGCUGUGCCUUGCUCCCUUUUUGUCCUCCCCACUUGUUAUUUCCCUGCCUAGUGCUUUCAUUGCACCCAGAGGGAAUGGAGAUUUUUUUUUUUUUCCAAAUAAAUUCCAGUUAUUUUCUUUAUUACUGCAUAAGCAAUUCUCACUGGUUUUGAGGGGGAAGGAAGUGGGAGGUGAGGAGGAAGGAAAUGAAGAUAUCUUGUUCCCCUAGUUUUGUUACAGCCAUUUAUUCAUUAUUGGAAGUGUUGAACCUAAGUAAACAGGAACUUGGAGGUACUGGUCAGUUCUUCAUCUGUGGCUUCACAUCAGCUGGAGGCUUUGCUUCUGGGUCCUUGUUUCUUGUCACCUUGUCCUUGUAUGGAGGGGCCUGGAUAUGAGAAGUGAGAUGUUUCCAAAGGGAUAGUUCCUAAAGCAUAUGAUAACUCCCUUUCUCUGUGGGUCUUCUGCAGCUUGCAGGUCUUCAGCUGCAGGAUUUUGAGCACAGGAAUAUUCCCUGACCUCAGGAACUUUGGAAUAAAACCCUUCUAUGAGAACACCUCUAAAAUGGAUGGUAUAGCUUCACAAGCUGAGAGGAGUCCUAAAAGCAUUCCUAGGGCUUGGUGUUGUUCCAGUUGUCUCCUUGCCCACUUGAGAGGGCUGAGCUGGGGUCUGUGGAGCUGUCACUCAGCCUGCCAGCUCUGUGUCUUACCUCUGCCUCAAGCUGGCAGUUACCUGGCAGCCCUUAGGCAGCACAGCUGUCUUGCCAAUUGCAUUUUGUAGUUGGGGAGCGGAAACCACACUGUGAAGCAGGCUGUGUGGCUCAAGAAUUAGAGUCUGGCUGUUCUUGGGAUAAGUUGUUGCAGAAUGAAACGGGAAACACUGUUAUUCACACAGAUCCUCCAGCUGGGUUGUUUGUACAGACUGUAUAAGACCCUUAUCUUUUCUUAGCAGUCAUUGCAACUCCUAAGAGCCUUACAGAUAAAGGCAUUCAAAGGUUGAGAAUCCUUCAUCUUUGGGUUGUGGUGUUGCCCACCCUCAGGAACUUGCUGUAUGGGAGCUCCUGUGGGGUGUUGAGGUCAAGAUAGACUGGGAAUUUGCAUAAGAACUUUAAGUGUGAAUCCUAGUAUCAUGGUGAAUUAACCUUAAUAAUCACUGUUUACUGGUGCUAACAACAUCCCAGCUUCCACCUAUCUAGCAAAUAACUGUGUAUUUUCUUGGUCAACCAAGAUAAGACCACUGUGGGAAAGAUAAGCCUUAGCAUGAGUGGCAAAACCCCUUUCUGGCCACGCAGAUAGAGACAGCUGUGUCACCCAUGGAGGACUGGGUUGGAUAAGAAGAAUGAAACCAGCACAAACUGCACAGAAAACUCAAAAGCAAAGGGACAAGCUGGGUAUCUGUCACAGGGUGUUAUCUGAUGGUUUUUCAGUGAGUUCAGACACUUGAGUGCAAUAGAAAUACAGUGAAUAAAAGGAACCUUGCUUGUUUGGCCCCAAACUGUUAAGGACUUAACAUAGGACAGCUGCUGGGUACUUGGGAGAUGCAAUUACAUGUAACAGGCUGGUUCUCACCUGCUGCCAGUCAGAAGGGCUGUCCCCGGCUCCUGCACCAUCACAAGCUACCAGUGCCUAUAGACAUGUGGAAAACAGCCUGUUACCAGUGAUGCAAUCUACAGCGUGACUCCAUCCACUCUAUAAAGGAAUAUUUAUUAUCCAAAGUAAAGACUCCAACUUGUGCAUUAAAGUGGACAGAGUUGGCCUUGUUCUGGAAGACUGCAGUCAACUCUCAAAAGACAUGUUAUGGAAAUGGGUAUCCAAUCGCCGUCUUUUCAACAUAGGCAGAAGUACCUGCCUAGGACUGAACAUCAGUGGACCAGAGCAGCCGUUAAGUAUGCUUGAAUGUGACUCAACCCAAUACUCUUUGUGGUGGAACUGUGAUGAAAAAGCAUUAGUUGGUGUAUCAGAGUACAGAUUAGCUGUUGAAAAUGACAGACAUGUUGUGGCCAAAAAAAAUUCUACAUAUCAAUGGAAACAGUACAUGUCCUAUGAUGAGGACCUUUGUGAACACCCAUUUCAAGAAACAUACACCUUGCUGGGAAAUUCUUUUGGUUUCCCAUGCAUUUUUCCAUUUAAAUAUAACAAAAAGUGGUAUUAUGAGUGUACCAGAGACGGAAAGGAAUUUGACUGGUGUGCCACAACAAGUCACUAUGAACAAGAUGAAAAAUGGGGGUUUUGCCCAAAGGCUGAGAGUGGCUGUGACGUUUUUUGGAAGAAGAAUCCUGACACGCACCUUUGCUACCAGUUCAACCUGGGGUCUGUGCUGCCCUGGCGUGAGGCACGGGCCACCUGUCAGCUGCAAGGAGGAGACCUGCUGAGCAUCGCUGACCCUGAAGAGCAGAACUACAUAAGUAACUUAAGCAGGCAGUUAAACACCAUGGACUUGAUGCUGUGGACAGGCCUGAAUCGUCUGGAGGAAGAUGCUGGCUGGCAGUGGUCAGAUGGAGCACCGCUAGCGUUUGUGAACUGGAGAGCAAAUGUCUCUAAUAACAGUUUUAGAGAAAAUCAUUGUGCAGUGAUUAAUUCAAAAAUGAAGUACGGCUGGCAAAGUUAUUUAUGUGAAUCUGGAUUGCCUUUUGUAUGCAAAAAAUAUUUAAAUAAGACAGAGUAUGAAACAUUAGAUACAUGGAGGUAUUAUGCUACUCGUUGUGAUGCUGGCUGGUACUCACACAAUCGCAACUGCUACAGGCUUCAUACAGAGGAGAAGAGCUGGAACGAGGCUUUUAUCUCAUGCCAAAGUGACAAGAGCGGGCUCAUUAGUAUAUCCUCCAUGGCAGAUGCAGAGCUGCUCCUUAACUUACUUGAAAGUGAAAAUGUAACUGAAACAUGGAUUGGGUUAUACAGUAAUAACACCCCAGUUGUUUUUGAGUGGUCAGACGGCACCCCAGUAAAAUUCUCUAACUGGCACAGGCAAGAACCUAACACCUAUCAAAGAACAGGACAACUCUGUGUUUCAGCUCAAGGACCUGCGGGACAUUGGAAAGUUAAAAAAUGUGAAGACAGAUCUUUCUACAUUUGCAAAAAGGCAGGGGAAUUUAAUCAUGUGUCUCCUGAGCUGGAAUCAGGUUGUCCAGAGGGAUGGGAAAGACAUGGUGGAUAUUGUUACAAAAUCGACAGUACCCCUCGAAGUUUUGAACAAGCUUCCAGUGGUUAUUUCUGCCCAUCUGCACUUGUAUCAGUAACAAACAGGUUUGAACAAGCUUUUAUCAACAGCAUGAUCCAUAGCAUGGUAAAAUCUGAGAGAACUUAUUUUUGGAUAGGAUUACAAGACCUUAACAACACAGGAGAAUACUUUUGGCUAAGUGCAGCAGGGAAGAAUCGCUCUGUGAGCUACACAAACUGGAACAAGUACCAGCCACGUCACUCUGGAGGAUGUGUGGCUAUGCGGGGGCAGCACCCUGUUGGUUACUGGGAGGUGAAAAGCUGUAAGAACUUUAAAGCAAUGUCACUGUGCAAGCAAAAAAUCAGUUCUUAUGAAGAACCUGAACUUACUUUUCAAAAACAUUUGAGUUCCUGCUAUUUUGGAUGGGAGUCAGAAGCUAAUUUGCUCAGCUGCUACAAGAUAUUUCACAAUGAGAAAGUUCUGAUGAGAAGAACAUGGGAUGAAGCAGAAGCAUUAUGCCAGGAUUUUGGAGCACAUCUUGCUAGUUUUAGCCAUAUCUAUGAAGAGACUUUUUUGAACAAUUUAUUAUAUACAAUUUUUGAUAGGACAGAAGAAAGACAAUUCUGGAUUGGAUUUAAUAAAAAAAACCCGCUUUCUGGAGGGACAUGGCAGUGGUCUGACAGAACACCUGUUGUAUCUUCAUUUCUGGAGAGCAAAUAUGUUGAAGAUGACUCAAGACACUGUGGUGUGUUCAAAGUAAACAGAACAGUCUUUCCAGCACACUGCAAUGAAAAACGUGAAUGGAUAUGCAAAAUACCAAAAGGUGUUAAACCAAAGAAUCCAAGUUGGUACAUAUCUGAACUGCCAUGGUCGUAUUAUCAAGGAGCAGAAUAUCUCUUCCAUGUCAGUCCUACGGACUGGGAAACCUAUGAGUUUGUCUGUAGCUGGCUUCACAGUGGAAUGGCAUCAAUAAAUUCUUCUGGUGAACAAGCCUUUAUUCAAAAUAAAAUUAAGAAGCUAUCGGAUAGCGAUGUUCACUGGUGGAUUGGACUGCAUGCAGAAAACCUCAGCGAUGAAUUUCGCUGGAGAGAUGAAUCACCAGUAACAUACCAGAACUGGAAUGAAGGGAGAGAGAGACAUCUGCAGAAACCAGGGAGACGAUGUGGCUUCAUUUCAUCACAAACAGGCCGCUGGGGUGACGAAAACUGUACCGUCUCUCUUCCCUGUAUUUGUAAGCGUAAUUUUGCAGUGAAAAUAGAGAAAGAGAUUCCAAAAGACCAAAACCAACACGGAACAUGUCCCAAAGGCUGGUUGCAAUUUGGAUUCAAAUGCUUUUUGAUACAAAUUCCAAAGGCUCCAGAGCAUCUGAGAAGCUGGUACUCUGCACAAGAGUUGUGCAGCAGCUAUGAUGGGUCACUUGCUUCCCCCAGAGAUGAACUGGAACAAGCUUUCAUAACAAUGAAUCUAUUUGGACAGAAAACCAGUGUUUGGAUAGGUUUACAGAGUGAUGAUUAUGAAAAAUGGCUGAAUGAAAAACCUUCGGUGUAUUCCAACUGGUCUCCAGUUGAAGUAGUGGAUAGACAGCGUUAUAACAGUGCAAACAUUGAUGAACAACUUCCACUAUGCACAUUGCUAUCAAAUAACCGUAAUUUUUAUUUUACGGGAAAAUGGUACUUAGAAAACUGUGAGAAAAAUUAUGGGUUUGUCUGCCAAAAGCCUCAGGACACAUCCAGAUAUGUCAUCAAUGCAUCAGAAAUGUACCCUGUGCCAGAUAAUUUAGAAUAUGGAAACAGAACGUAUAAACUAAUACGUGGGAAUUUUACAUGGCCUUCAGCUUUAAAAACCUGCAUGGCAAAUGGUGCGGAGUUGGUCAGCAUUGCAGACCAGUAUCACCAGGCUUUCCUCACGGUCAUUGUGAACCGGCUGGGGUAUGACCACUGGAUCGGGCUCUUCACUGCGGACAAUGGUCUCAGCUUUGAAUGGUCAGAUGGAACUAGGUCUUUGUUUACCUCCUGGGAAGACGACGAGUCCCAGGCCUUUGGCAGCUGUGUGUACAUGGACACUUCAGGGCACUGGAGAAGUGCCAGCUGCGAGCGACUUCUGCAAGGAGCAGUUUGCCAUGUGCCACCGAAAAAGAAACUCACUGCCUAUAAAGACUUGUGUUCAGAGAAAACUGUUCCCUGGAUCAAAUUCAAAAACAGUUGCUACAGCUUUUCCACAGUUCUGCAGGGCACAAGUUUUGAUACUGCAUAUGAAGUCUGCAAAAAUCAAAGAUCAAAUCUUCUAACUAUUCAAGAUGAAGAAGAAAAUGCCUUCAUUUUGGAAGAAUUGCACGGUUUUGGUUAUUCUAUACAAACGGUUUGGUUGAACAUCCUGCUUGUUACAGACAAUCAGACAGUCUCCUGGUUUGAUGGUUCCCCUUUUAUUUAUUCUAACUGGGGCAUCAGGGAGCCUGAAUUUGAUCAUCUCAAAGGGAAUUUCUGUGUCAGCCUGAGGACCGCAGAUGGAGUCUGGCAAUUAUCUCCAUGCAGAGAAAAAAAGGGAUUUGUGUGUAAAAUGGACGCAGAUAUCAAUGCUACAGAACCCUCUGAAAAUGCAUCAUACCAAGGGCUUGUAGCUCUGGCAGUUCUCGUGACAUUGGUGAUGCUCGCUGCCAUUUCCCUUUUUCUGUGGUGUCUGUACAAACAGAAUAACCAACUCUUCCACAGGAUACUAUGGGUCAGAAAUGCCUAUUUACCACAGAUUAACUCUGAUGGUCCUGCUUUGGAAGAAAGCAUCCUCAUUUCUGAUUUUGAGAGAAGUGACAACAAUUAAUUGAUCCAAAAUAGCAAGUGGUCACAUCUUCCAUGUGAAACUCCACAACCUACAGUAGUUUCUCCUUCUUGGCAGUCAUCUGGGGUACCCAUAUCCAGAGGAACCCUCGCAGCCGUGGGUAUGAAUGCCAUAGGGGCUCCCUGCCUUGGAGGACUUUUUCUCUGUGCAGGAUGAGAUGGGAAUGCAAGGCAGAACCAUGGAGAAAUUGGCUCCUUUGGGACAAGCCAGGAACUGAACAUACUCCCGCACCAUAAACCUUCAACUGCUCGCAUGGAGCAGUCAUGCCCAAGGCCCCAGAGCAGCAGAAAUUUUCAUGCAGAUUUUUAAUCUGGGAACAUUUGUGCUUUUGUGUUUUGUUUUUAUACAUUGCCAAAUCUGCUGAUGAGCCAGCAUUAAAAUGUAGCCUUGAAUUUAGGAACUCUGAAAUGUAUUCCAAGGAUUAUGAGGUAGAUUUUUUUUUUUUUGAUUCCUUCUGCAAAAUGAACAGUUAUUUUUCAGACAGUGGAUUCUUGCUGGGUGGAUUUCCAACCUUGAAAAGAGAUGAAGUCACUUUUGACUUAGGAGUGCCAGAGCUUUGGUAGUUUAGCCCAUGAUGCCUAGUUUAUGUUGUAAAAUAAAUUAGUCUAGAGAUAGAAUAUCAUGUGGGCUUUGUCAUCCUGAAGUUAAUAUAUUCAUUUGAGAUGCAUCCAGCGUCCUGUUAAAGAUUUAACCAUGUGAAGUCUCACCUAGGUUAUUUCAGAAAUGGAAUCCUAUCAACCUCUUUUAAAGACUUUUGGGCAAUGUUCAUUUGAAGAAAAAAAGCAUGUUAUAAAUCUAGCUGAAGUUAUGGUGAUAAAUUGCUUUACUGUUCACUUAGAGUAUUUCUGCAAGCAGUAUUCAUGUAUGCUUUUCUGACACCCUGCUCUCAAAAGCCAAGGACAAUACAUGGGAGAGCCACACUGCUCUUCCCAAAGGGUGCUAUAGUCCUAUAACCCCACAUAGCAGACCCUCAGAAGGUCGUUUUUCACUUCCAGUGUUUGUAUUAUGGUGCUAACAAAGGAGGUAAAUUUUGCUGACCAGUUGGUCUGCAGGCUGAUGGUUGUGAAGGACCCAGCUCAGGUCUCUGUGCUACCUCAGUUAUGGUGGCCCAGGACAGCAACGCUUACUCUCCAUGGGACUCCUACUACCCUAACCAGUCCUCCACCCAUGUCUCUAAAAAUACCUGGAAGAUUUUCAGGGAUUUUAUUUUUUAUUUUUCUUGCAGUGUGGAAAAACAAAUGGUUAGUCUGACAAGUUACUUCAGAAUGGACUUACUGUGUCUUCAGUCUCUAAAAGCUGCUGCAAAGGGCUACAUUUAUUGUUGGGUUUGUUGGUUUGCUUGUUUUAAGAUGACUCAUUCUAACGAUUUUGCAAGAGCCCUAAGAUGGAGGUAUGUUCCUCAGAAUUAAGCAAGCAGCUAAGGCCAAGUGAAAUGUUUUUACACAGUAUUUGUGCACAUGCAAAGGAAUGUAUGACUGCCCUUUAGUUAGAUUUCACAUGGCCAAUUCUAGAAACUAAAAUUGCCUGUUCCUGUUGUAAUUAUGUAUAGGGCUAUUUUUGAAAAUUAUUUCGUACAUAGAAUAUUUCUCUGCUGGUUUACAGAACCAUUCAAAAAUGUUUUCAGAGAGGCCGCAGAUGCUUUUGAUCCCAAUGUAACUUUCAUCUUAAUGUUUUUCAUAACUUCUGUGGGUGUAGCUAUCACAACUUCAUAAUCUGAGAAUUUUCUGUCAUAUAAAAUAUAAAUAUAUUUUCUGAAUAGACUUUCUAAUGGUUUCACCCCAUGCAUUAGUCUUCGGUGAUGGCUUAAAAAUUUUGGUUUAGUCCUCUAGAUUUUUCUAUGGGACUGUUUUGUAUGACAUCCACUACUAGAUUUUGUGGGCUGUGACUUUUGAGUACAAUUGGCAGAUAAUCUGCUUUUUAUAUGUAUGAACUGUGAUAGUUUCUUUACCACCAAGAAAAAAGACUGUGACUAUCUCUCCCUUUCCCAUGAGAAUGUCAUCUAUUUAAGAUGGAGUAGGAGGAACUUAAACCAACAAAUCCCCUUAUCACAUUCACUGACAAGGGUGUAAAUGCUGCCUUCUUACAGUACAGCAAGCAGAGGAGCUUGCAGGAAGUUUUUUGUAGGCGGGAGUAAGCUGUGUUGUCUCUGAGAACAUGUAUUUAUCAGGCUACAAUGCUGUUACUGGUUAUGCAGACUCUUGUCAGAUUUUGAUGUGGUUAAUGAAAUUUUAUUUUUUUCCGCAAAACUUGACACAGGCAUUUUAUCACAUUUUCUUUGUGUGUUGUAAUCAUUUAAAUGUAUUUGAAGGGUAAUGGUAUAAUAAAUAACUCUAACCUCAAAACAGUGAUUGUUGCUUAACAUUGACACUGAUUUAGAUGGUCUUGCAUUAAGGGAAAAAUAGUUCAAGCAGUAUUUUCUUCCCAUUUUGAAAUGGUUUAUAGGGAACAGACCCUUAAAUAUUUAUUUUAAAAUCUUUCACCAUUUAACUUUUACAAUUGCACUCAAUAAUGUAAUAGUUGAUUUUUUUUUCCAGUCUUCACUCUGGAAUUUGUUACCCAUAGCUUUCAAUUGUUUUCCCUUAAUCAGAGGUCUCCUUCACUGUUCCUGAUCCAAGUAUGUGGUGACUAUAUUUUUACUGCUGACCUUGAUGAUAUUGGCAAUGAGAUUCACUGUAUUAUUUCAACUGGAAAAUUAAAGUGUGAAUAAUAA